Molecule: messenger RNA, 698 nt
Organism: Porites lobata
Lineage: Eukaryota; Metazoa; Cnidaria; Anthozoa; Scleractinia; Poritidae
Source: the annotation of a GenBank genome assembly
AUGGUUGUUUUGCCAAAUGUCAUUGGAGCAACAAACGAUGGACUAGGAAGUCAACUUUUUGUGUCCGAGUUAAUGGAAUCAAGAGCAGGGAUAUCUUUCUACAGCUGUAGUUACUGCAAUUUCUCUGGAUGUGGCUGGCGCAUUAUAUUUUUUGCACAAACGAAAACCACGCUACAUUAUCCAGUGACGACAGGCUGUCCAAUGGGAGGCAAAGUGUCAGAUUAUGGUACUGCUGAUUUCAUACAGCAUGUAUUGUACGUUUGUAGGGGUGCUGCGGUAUACAAUGCUCCUGAAGCAAAGCUAAAACUCAAACUGUCAGGGUAUGAUGUCUGCUAUCUUUAAUCUGUAUUUGCUAUUUAUACAUGACCUGACAAACGGGGUCUUUGAGUUCUCAUCCGGAAGAUUUGCAUCAAGUUUCUCAAGAGAGACAGGAAGUCAUCAAUAGUGAACUAGAAAAACUAGUUCAAUUCCUUCCCAGCAGCGCGCAUUCUCAUUGGGUACUUCGAGUUGGUAACAUGUCAUUUAACAAUGAAACUCUCUGAGUGGGCAACGUUGCGAAAUACUUGACGUCAGAGAGUGCACAUUACCCCUGAAUGUCGACCAACGAAUAUUAAUAUAUGUUGUCAAUUAUCAUCGUUCGUUUUUUCGUGUUAAGGUCGAUCUGUACAGCUUUGAAGGUGUUCUCCUCUGUAACAUAA